UCCACAAGUAAUCUUGUUUGAAAUCGAGGUUAUACUUAAUUUCACGUGCAAAAUGGCGACUGAACGAAAAGAGAUGCAGUUGGUUUGAUUGCUAUUUUGUCGAGAUGCCAAGGUACGGACAGCUCGUAAUGGGUCCUGCAGGAAGCGGGAAGUCCACAUACUGUAAAACUAUUGUCGAGCACUGUGAGAAUAUGGGUAGAGCAGUGUAUGUUAUCAACCUCGACCCUGCAGCAGAGCAAUUUAGUUAUCCAGUUUUAGGAGAUGUUAGAGAACUUGUUGAACUUGAAGAUGUCAUGGAAGCGGAGGAUUUAAAGCUUGGGCCAAAUGGUGGGUUAGUGUUCUGUAUGGAAUAUCUUGUUGAGAAUUUAGAUUGGUUGGAAGAAAAACUUGGUGAAGCUGAAGAUGAUUAUAUUUUGUUUGACUGCCCAGGUCAAAUAGAGUUAUAUACACACAUCCCAGUAAUGAGGCGGUUGGUUGACACUCUCCAGAACUGGGAUUUCAGAAUUUGUGGAAUAUUUCUCAUUGACUCUCAAUUCAUUAUCGACGGUCCUAAGUUUUUCUCUGGUGUUAUGUCUGCUCUCUCGGCAAUGGUCCAGUUGGAGGUGCCACAUGUCAAUAUCAUGAGUAAAAUUGAUUUGCUGGACAAAAAUGCAAAGAGGGAACUCCAAAAGUAUUUGAAUCCAGAUGUAGAUCUGAUUCUUGAUGAACUCAAAUCUACCAUGACCCCAAAACACAGAAAGCUUAACCAUGCUAUUGGGACACUGAUUGAAGAUUACAGUCUGGUCAGUUUUUUACCCCUUGACAUCAUGGAUGAAGAAUCUGUCACGCUGCUGGUUGCAGAAAUCGAUAAUGCAAUCCAAUAUGGAGAAGGUGCUGACGUUAAAGAAACAAAGGAUAAUGAUGAUGCAGAUGAAGAGUUUGGAUUUUAGGAAUUGCAAAAAUGACACUGUUCGUCUCUCUCUACAUUCAUACCAUUUAUCGUCCCAGUGUAUGUAUGUACCAGAUGCUGGUCUGAGACUGUAAUUUGGAACGAUUUGUGCAGCUUGGCUGUUCAAUUGGAUUGUAAAGUUACUGUUUUCAACUGUGUUUUCAAAAGUGUACACAUAUUUUUUAUAAGAAACUGCUAAUGAAGAACUCUAGCAACCAUUUCCAGACGUUAUGACUCAGUUUCUAGUCAUUGAGUAGACAAAAUAACCUCUCUGGGGAUAAAUGAGUGGUGUUGAAAUAAUGAUUAAACACAUACGCAUCCAAUGAAUGCCUCUGGGCUUUGAAACCCCAUAAAUAAGAUGCCUAUAUCCAACUUAAAUGCCAUGCAACCCCUGGUUUCUAGUGAAUACCAUUGCUUAAGAGCUUAUGAUACGAGAAUGUCAAAGUAGUGUAUGAAAUUGGCUUUAUUUAAUCUACAUGCCAUUUAUCAUAAUUGAUGCCAUUUAUCGUAUCCAGAUUCCUUCGUGUGUGAACGCUAUGAGCUUCUUUCGCCGAUUUCCAUGUUUUGUUUCUUGGGGUUGCAGAGCAUCUCGUCCCUGAGACGGGGGCUACACAGGCACGAACUCGGCUACUACUUUUCGCGAACUUGCCGAAAGAGUCCCAGGGAUGCCAUGGUGACCGAGCAAGGGGGCCAAAUAGAUUUUAUUUCUUGGGUUGUUAGCAUUCAGCGCACAAAACUUCGGAAAAAUUUCGGACGCGAAAACUUUCAAAACCAGUUCUUAUGCCCUGGCAAAACGACUAAACAUUUCACUAAACAUUUCACUCAACUUGUGUUUAGUGAAAUUGAUCGAAGUUUAUUGAGGGUGGCAAAACGUGACUAAACUUUCCACUAAACUUCACUCAACUUGUUUAAACUGCGAGCAGUCUAUGACGCUGUUGAGUUGUAGGGGAUUUUGCAUAGGAAUUUGCUUUUGGUUCAUUUUGUUGCAUGCACAACCAAGCAGUGGAUAAAAAUAUCGAUUGCAACAAAUGUUUAAUUGGUGGCAAAACGACUAAACAUUUGCUAAACAGCACUAAACAACACUAAACAUUUUUGACCAGGAUCAAACUUUGCUCAACUACACUCAACACGACCAAACAACACUAAACAGGGUGGCAAAACGACUAAACUUUUCACUAAACUUUUGGCUAAACAAAAGUUGAGUGAAAUGUUUAGUCGUUUUGCCAGGGCUUUAGGAUCGAAAACUUUGUUGUCCGAAAUUUUCUUUAUUUCAAAAAUUUUAUAGGCACAAUAAUCACUGUAUAGAUUGAGUUUAUAUAUGAACUUUAAAAAGCAUUUAUUCCUUUUUUCUCCAAAUGUCUUCGUGACUUAAAUUAGCAGCUCAUUGAAGAAAACCAGGAAUGAAGAACACUUCCUUUUUUAUUGUUUUUCGUAAUAGUUAUGAUAAUUAGAGUUAAUUACAAAUGACUUCAGGCUAUGAAAGUCUUUCAUUUGUUGAGUCAUCUCCGCCAUAAAUUAUGAUAACAUGAAUGCUUUCCUGAUCAUCAUCAUCGUGAUCAUCGCAAUUACCAUCUUCAAUCAUUAUUAUUAUUAUGGAAGAUUAUCAUUUCCACCCCCUCGACACUGCCGUCAAUGGACUUGCUAACCAAUUUUUGUUUAGCAAAUUUACAUAUUACGUAAUCGUUCACAUAAACGUUAUGGCUAUUACAAAUAUUGCCGACUUUUGAUUGCGUAAUAUGUGCAUAUUUCUUGUGCUGUCUCUCUCUUGAACAAUAGUCCAUUUUCUGUGGGCCAUCAACUAGCCGUUGAUAGUGAAAACUGCUCUAGGUAUAAUAAAGGACAAUACUUUCUGAACGUCCUGUCCGUGGCGAGCUAUUUUAUUUCUAUUCUACUUUAUUCAACUAACAACUCAUAGUCAUCUUGCUUUUUGUACGUUAUAACCAGGAGUUUCGUAUCAAAAAGAAAUUAUGACUAACUGAAGCCAAAAAUCAUGUACAAUUUUUGAAAAUCUUUGUGCAGAAAUUGUGGAGGAUUGAUGUCCUUAUGUAAGAACCUUCUAUAAAGCUUAAUGGAAAAUUAAACCGGCUGUUUGGAAAAAAACUUGUUUCAAAUUUACAACAAGCAAUUAAAGUAUUCCAAUCUUUCUUCAAAUUUAAAGAAUUUUUGUCCCGGAAUAGAGACUGUACUUCUUCUUAAGAAAAUUGGUUAUCCUUUUUACCAUGUCUACGCACAGUUACUCAUACAGAAGGAGCCUACAAAAUCAUCAAUUUGCACAAUAGGACGGCAGGAUCUCUUAAAAUCCAUUUUUUCAAGAAAUGUUAUCAGAUAUCUUUCAGACAAGUCUACGGUUUUAAGCACAUGUUCAAUAACUGAUCAUAAUUCCGCGUGCGGAUGUACUGGCAUCAUAUCUUUUGUAAAUGAUUUGUAACUGUAGCGUAGAGGCAGGGGCAACAUAGUCAUUAGGCUAGCAGGUGCUGAGGCGUGUUUCUCUGUUCAGUCCAACAUAGAGUGCAGAAAAGUUUGGGAUAACAGCAUUUUUCCUCAAAAGGCCUCCAAAGAUAAUAGAGAAUGGUUCGAGACAGCGACUUCUCAGGACAAAGAGCAAUCAAGAUAUAAACUGCAUUUGGAAGUAACGAGCUAUGUGGCUGCAAUUUCCAUGUAGUACAACCAGGACCGAGCUACGCGAAGACCAAAAUUUACACUAGACGUGCCAUUUCAGAAAAUACUGGAUAAACGUGCCUAUUCUACCUAGGGCCUAGAAUAUGGAAUUGUCUUCAAUCAGCAGCAAAAUCAACAUCUAAUACCAACCCCUUCAAGCAUAAGAUCAAAGAGAGGUUUUUCCAAAACAUAGUAAAAAGAAA
Messenger RNA from Rhopilema esculentum, 3789 nucleotides. Its product is annotated as GPN-loop GTPase 3. Gene Ontology annotation, molecular function: GTPase activity. The record is from RefSeq and is a predicted model, not a curated record. Lineage: Eukaryota; Metazoa; Cnidaria; Scyphozoa; Rhizostomeae; Rhizostomatidae.